Molecule: messenger RNA, 1316 nt
Organism: Aphanomyces invadans
Lineage: Eukaryota; Oomycota; Saprolegniomycetes; Saprolegniales; Verrucalvaceae
Product: serine/threonine protein kinase
Exons: 1
Coding region: 230-1180 (316 amino acids)
Biological process (GO): protein phosphorylation
Molecular function (GO): ATP binding; protein kinase activity
Source: RefSeq, a predicted model, not a curated record
CUCUCCCGACUCGUGGCGGAGUCAACGGCCCGACGUCGCGGGCGCCGACGCGACUCCGGUCCGCCUGAAAGGAACAAGGGUCACUAGUGAGCCUCGUGGAUCUUAUUUGGGCACGCAUGCCGUUUCAUGCUCAAGGGGGCGCCGUCGUAAACCUUCGAACUUCGAUUUGUGUCCCCGCGCCGCCCGCGACAAAAACGACGAUCGUUUCAAUCCGGAAUUUUGUCUUACCAUGGAACAGUACAACGUCCAGCGAGUCCUGGCGACAGCGCUCUUUGGCGAUGUUGUCCUGUGCGAGGACAGACGUACCGGCGAUCAUGUGGCCAUCAAGCGCAUGCAUCUCGCCGCAGCGAAAGACCAAAAGACCCUCGUCGACCAGAAAAUCGUCGCCGAGAACGUCGACUUUGAAGCGCAGGUGAACCACACAAUCCACGCCGCCGGAGGACAUCCCCACGUCCUGCGCAUGCGUACAGAGUUUGUCCAGCACGACUACCUCCACUUUGUCUACGACUACUGUGAAGGAGGCGACCUCCUUGACAAGCUCGCGGCAGCUACACGUUUCGACCGACACACCGCGCUCACGUAUUUCAGCGACAUCGUGGCGGCUGUUCAUCGGUUGCAUGAGAUCGGGUUUGCCCACCGCGAUCUGUCCUUGGAGAACGUGCUGCUGGGUGGGGACAACGAUUGCCAGUUGUGUGACUUUGGCUUGGCUUGUGACGCAGCAACCAUCCAAACUGCGGUUGUCGGGAAGAAGUAUUACAUGGCGCCAGAAGUCGUCGCUGGAUCCAACUACGACGCGACCAAGGCAGACGUGUGGUCACUUGGCGUGCUCUUAUUCGAGAUGCUGUCGGGUGGGCCGCUCUUCAACGAAGCUGCUCCGUCCGACCCGCGCUUUCUCGUGCUGCAAUCGGAAGGAUCGACCAUACUAUUUCAAGACCUCGUGGACACUGACAUUGCCCAUCUCUUGGGCGAUCUCUUGUGCCUCGAUCCAUUGAAGCGGCCGUCGAUGGACACUGUCCUGCGGCAUUCUGUCGUCGUAAGUGCUCGGCUAUCAAAACGGACACCGCCCUCGCUCAUUUCCGACUGCAUGGCUGCCCUUGCCACGUCCAACAUCGUCGCGUAUCUCAACCGAGUAUUGUUUUCGCCAUGGCAGAAUCCCACAGCCGUCAGUCGUGCGGGAUAACCUUGUACCAAAUCGACUUUUAUUUAUUCGCUUCAUGGCAAGACUCCUCACGUCAAGCUUCAAAUGUUGAGCCCACCGCUCAUGGCUAGCCACACCGGGCGGUGCAUCGAUGCCCGUCGAAUGGUCGUCCUUCCGC